Messenger RNA from Protopterus annectens (West African lungfish), 1535 nucleotides. It is a transcript of the gene PSMC3, whose product is annotated as proteasome 26S subunit, ATPase 3. Gene Ontology annotation, molecular function: ATP binding; proteasome-activating activity; ATP hydrolysis activity. Lineage: Eukaryota; Metazoa; Chordata; Ceratodontiformes; Protopteridae. The record is from RefSeq and is a predicted model, not a curated record. Gene Ontology annotation, cellular component: proteasome regulatory particle, base subcomplex. Gene Ontology annotation, biological process: proteasome-mediated ubiquitin-dependent protein catabolic process.
CUAUGUUGUAUUGUCAGCAGGUGCCAGUGUAAAAUAAAAAUAUUUACAGAUUAUUACAUGCUUUUAUGUUACAGUAUUUUAUUUGUUCUAGUGCCGUACUCAGAACCGUAGCGUGGUGAAAGUGCUGGCAAGAAUUCUUAGGCAAGUAGACAGCAAGAUGUCGACUUCCCUGAAUGACCGGUCUGUGUGGGAUGAAGUAGAAGAUGGCAUUGGUGAAGAGGUACUCAAGAUGUCGACAGAAGAGAUUGUGCAACGUACAAGAUUGUUAGACAGUGAAAUCAAGAUUAUGAAGAGUGAGGUGUUAAGGGUCACACAUGAACUGCAGGCCAUGAAGGAUAAGAUUAAAGAGAACAGCGAGAAGAUAAAAGUGAACAAAACAUUGCCUUACCUGGUUUCCAAUGUCAUUGAGACGUACUUUCUUCCAGUGAUUGGGUUGGUUGAUGCUGAAAAAUUGAAGCCUGGUGAUCUUGUGGGUGUGAAUAAAGAUUCCUAUUUGAUCUUGGAAACUCUACCCACAGAGUAUGAUUCGCGAGUCAAAGCUAUGGAGGUAGAUGAACGCCCAACGGAGCAGUACAGUGAUAUUGGAGGUCUAGACAAACAGAUUCAGGAGCUAGUUGAAGCAAUUGUACUACCGAUGAACCACAAGGAGAAGUUUGAGAACCUAGGGAUUCAGCCUCCAAAGGGGGUCCUGAUGUAUGGGCCUCCUGGAACUGGAAAGACCCUACUUGCUCGAGCAUGCGCUGCCCAGACCAAGGCUACCUUCUUAAAGCUGGCUGGCCCCCAGCUAGUUCAGAUGUUUAUUGGAGAUGGAGCCAAACUUGUCCGAGAUGCCUUUGCUUUAGCCAAAGAGAAAUCCCCAUCUAUCAUUUUUAUUGAUGAACUGGAUGCUAUUGGAACAAAAAGGUUUGACAGUGAAAAGGCUGGUGAUAGAGAGGUGCAGAGGACAAUGUUGGAGUUACUUAACCAACUUGAUGGUUUCCAGCCUAACACUCUUGUUAAGGUUAUUGCUGCCACAAAUCGUGUUGAUAUCUUGGACCCUGCAUUGCUUCGUUCAGGGCGACUUGAUCGCAAGAUUGAAUUCCCAAUGCCAAAUGAGGAGGCCAGAGCCAGAAUAAUGCAGAUCCAUUCUCGUAAAAUGAAUGUUAGCCAAGAUGUAAAUUAUGAAGAGCUGGCUCGCUGUACGGAUGACUUCAAUGGAGCUCAGUGCAAAGCAGUGUGUGUUGAAGCGGGAAUGAUCGCUUUGCGCAGAGGAGCAACAGAGCUGACACAUGAAGAUUACAUGGAAGGAAUCCUUGAAGUGCAAGCAAAAAAGAAAGCAAAUUUACAGUACUAUGCUUAAUCUGUCCUGGAUGUAUAUCUUGAGUGCACACCCAUGCAAAUUGUAUUAUAUCUAGAGACUGCUUGAGAAAUGAUGUUUGGGACCUAGAAUGGGAUGAGCUGCUAGUAAAUAGAGGAUGUCGCUCUUGUUAAAAAAAUAUCAUUUUUUUUGUGCAGUAAGAAUUUUUUUCCUAAUAAAAUAUUAUUUUCAAAAUUCA